AUGCGGCUGCUGCGCCUGCUGCAGCUGGUCUUCCUGAAGGUGUGGAUGCCGGAUCUGGAGGUCAUGCUUUGCGUCAUCGUGAGCAGUGUGGCCAUCGCCCGACGCUACCGGUUAUGGUUGCUGAUUCUCGUGAUGAUGUUGAAGCUUCGUUUUCGUCGUUGCCUUGUGUGGCUGCUGAUCCUUCCUGUAUUGUGCAUGUUCCACUUUGUGCCGCGAUGCCUUGGGUGGCUGCUGAUCCUAACUGUGGUGAACCUGUUCCUCAUCGUGACCUGCUUGAUCGUUGUGUUCGUCAACAUGCGGCUGGUCUUCCUGAUGGCGGGGACACUGGAUUUGGAGUUUGUGCUCAAGUUUCGUCUUCCUCGCUGCCUGGUUGGUGCGGCUACUGAUAUUCCCUGUGUUGUGCGUGUUCCUCUUGUGAUUUGGCUGAUCGACGUGCUCAUCUUCCUGGUGUUGUCCUGCACGCUGGUUAUGGGUGUGUACAACGCCCGCCUCCCCCUGGCGUGGCAGAUGGUGCUCACGUCGAGGAUGUAG
Molecule: messenger RNA, 531 nt
Organism: Prorocentrum cordatum
Lineage: Eukaryota; Dinophyceae; Prorocentrales; Prorocentraceae
Source: the annotation of a GenBank genome assembly